Messenger RNA from Entelurus aequoreus (snake pipefish), 4193 nucleotides. It is a transcript of the gene rab11fip1b, whose product is annotated as RAB11 family interacting protein 1 (class I) b. Gene Ontology annotation, cellular component: intracellular membrane-bounded organelle. The transcript has 6 exons. Gene Ontology annotation, biological process: regulated exocytosis. The coding region runs from base 99 to 3851 and encodes 1250 amino acids. Gene Ontology annotation, molecular function: small GTPase binding. Lineage: Eukaryota; Metazoa; Chordata; Actinopteri; Syngnathiformes; Syngnathidae. The record is from RefSeq and is a predicted model, not a curated record.
CCCCCUCCGCCGUCCCCGGCUCAAGUCAGUGUGGCUUGCAGUGCGGCUCGUCGUCCAUCUGCCCAGCCGACGUCUUCUCGGCCCGAGCCGCCAGCAGCAUGUCCUUCCUGGACCAGCCCUGGUGUCCCACCGGCGUCCAGGUGACGGUCCUCCAAGCCCGCGGCCUGAGGGCGAAGGGCAAAGGCGGCACCAACGAUGCCUACGCGCUCAUGCAAGUGGGCAAGGACACGUACCAGACCUCCGUGGUGGAGAAGAGCGUGGCGCCCGUCUGGAAGGAGGAAGCCGCCUUCGAGCUGCCUCAACACGGCGCCGGCGGGGACAAAGCCGCGCUGCACGUCCACGUCCGCCACCGGGCUCUGGUGGGUCCCGACAAGCUGCUGGGUCAGGCCGUCAUCAACCUGCUGCUUCUCAGCGAGGACAAGACCCGCCAAAAGACCGAGUGGUUCAGGUUAUUGGACAAGACGGGCAAGGCGGACAAAGACCGAGGCGAGGUCCUGGUGGACAUCCAGUUCCUGAGGAACAACAUGACGGCCAGCAUGUUCGACCUCUCCGCCGCUGGCAAGCCUCGAUCCCGCAUGGGCAAGCUGAAGGACAAAGUCCGGGGCAAGAAAAAAGAAUCGGAUCCGGCGGCGACGCCGUCCUUCACGCAGGUUCUGACCGACAGCGAGGAAGAUGACGCGGGGGACGGCGGCCGGGGAGCUAAGGGAAAAGAAGAGAAGAAGAAAAAACCCAAGUUAAAGUCUUUGUUUUCUCACAAGUCCAAUCUGCAGAGGAACAUGUCGCAGUCCAUGUCGGUGCUGCCUGCCAAGAACUCCUCGCUGAGCGGCAGCUUGUCGUCUGGCCUUAAUAUCGACGCCUCGGAAGGCAAGAAGAAGUUCAAAUUCAUGAAGCACAAACGCUCAGGCAGCUCAGACAGCAAAGAUCCAUCCGGUCAGAAGCACUCCUCUGUGGAGAAAAGCAACCUGUGCAUCAACGGCAGCCAUGUUUACUGCGAGGAACCUCCGCCUCGCGCCGCUCGCAACGGCUCCAACUUCAGUCUGGCCAGCUCCGGCCACGGGUCUAUGGAUGACGUUCCGGAAAACUCUCCCCCGUUGGUCAAUUCGCUGCCUGCAAUAAGGCAGUACACCGCCUGGGAAGAGGAGGAGGAGGAGGAGGAGGAUGGGAACGCUAAGGAGGAGAUGAUUGACAGGUUUGAUGAAGAGGAGGGCUGUGGAGAAGAAGAGGAAAGAUUAGAAGAGGAGAUGAGGAAGGAAGAGAAGGCCAGAAAAGAGGAAGAGGAGAUGAGAAGACAAGAAGAAGAAGAAGAGCAGGAGAGGCUGGCAGAGGAAAGGACGAGACAGAAAGAAGAGGAAGAGAAUAAAGAAAAGGCAAGGAAGGAGGAGCAAGAGAGGAGACGACAAGAGGAGCUGGGAAGAGCAGAAGAGAAGAGAAGACUGGAGGAAGAUGAGAGGAAAAAGGAGGAAGAGAGGAGGAAACAAGAACAGUUGGAAAAAUUAGCAGUGGAGAAGAGGAGACAGGAGGAGGAAGAAGAAGAAGAGAGGAGGAAUGAAGAAAAGGUGAAAAAGGAGGAAGACGAGAUGAGAAGACGAGAAGAAGAAGAAGAGCGGGAAAGACUAGCUGAAGAAAAGAGGAGACAGGAAGAAGAGAGAAGAAAUGAAGAAAAGGUGAGAAAGGAAGAAGAGGAGAUGAUGAGAAGACAAAAAGAAGAAGAGGAAGAGCGGGAAAGACUAGCAGAGGAAAAGAGGAGAAAGGAAGAAGAAGAAGAGAUAAUAAAUGAAGAAAAGGUGAGAAAGGAGGAAGAGGAGAUGAUGAAAAGACAAAAAGAAGAAGAAGAAGAGCGGGAAAGACUAACAGAGGAAAAGAGGAGAAGGGAAGAAGAGAGGAGAAGAAAUGAAGAAAGGGUGAGAAAGGAGGAAGAGGAGAUGAUGAGAAGACAAGAAGAAGAAGAGCGGGAAAGACUAGCAGAGGAAAAGAGGAGAAAGGAAGAAGAAGAAGAAGCAGAGAGAAGGAAUAAAGAAACAAUGAUGGAGGAGCAAGAGAGGAUUAGAAGACAGGAAAAAGAAGAGCUGCGGAGAAAAAGAGUCGCGGAAGAAGAAGAAGAAGAGAGGAAAAUGACUGAAGAAAAGGCCAGGAAGGAAGAAGAAGAGCGGAUAAGACGAGAAGAAGAAGAGCAGGAAAGACAAGCAGAGGAAAAGAGGAGACGGGAAGAGGAAGAGAGGAGAAGACAUGAAGAGAAAGCGAGAAAGACGGAAGAGGAGAGGAUGAGAAGGGAAGAAGAAGAAGAACUGGAACGACUAGCAGAAGAAAAGAGGAGGCUGGUGGAAGAAGAGAGAAAAAGGAAUGAAGAAAAGAUGAAGAAGGAGGAGGAAGAGAGAGUGAGGAGGGAAAAGGAGCUAGAAGGGUUAGCCAUAGAGAAGAGGAGACUGCUGGAAGAAGAGAAGGAAAGAAAGACGGAAGAGGAGAGGAUGAGACGACAAGAAGAAGAGCUUGAAAGAUUAGCAUUAGAAGAAGAACAGCACAAGAGGGAGGAAGAGGAGGAGGCGAGGAAGAGAAGGCAAGAACAACUUCUAGAAGAGAAGAAGAAACUGGAGGAAGACGAGAGAAAGGUGGAGGAGGAGAAAGAGAGGAUGCGACGACAAGAAGAACAACUUAGAGAAGAACAAGAGAGGAGAGAAGAGGAAGACGAGGAGAGGGUUAGGAAGGAAGAAGAUGAGAGGAAAAGAAUGGAGGAAGAAGAACAGAGAAGAGGUGAGGAGGAGGAAAGAAAAAGGGAGGAAGAGGAGGAGCGCAUGAGGAAGGAGCAAGAAGACAUGAUUAGGAGAAUGGAGGAGAAGAGGAGAGAAGCUGCAGAGAGUCUGACACACGCUCCUUCCACCAAUCCUUUUGAUGAAGACCAUCCUGACUCUACUUCCGGGUCAAAGGGCAGCACACUGGACACAGAGGCCGCCAUCUUGGAAAGCUGUCAAGUGGGGAGCAGAGCCCUUUCUGUGGAUGAAAAGAAGCGACCGGCUCCUCCGCCUCCAAGUACGACUGCAGUGGUCAGACCUGACCCACGGCAUCCGGCGCUCAUCGCCAAGCAAAAUAAAGACAAGGAGGUGAAGACGGCCAGUGUUCCACCUCAGAGCCGAUCUCUCCCAGAUGCAAAAAUCCCCAACACUUCCUCAGCAGCCAAACACACAAAGCGUGCAGCACCGUCAAUCCCUCGGUCGGACACGUCUUCGAAUCCAUUUGAAGACGAUGAGGAGGAGGAGGAGGACGACGACGCAGCAUCCUCACACGAUCACACCUCAGUGUCAUGGCCUCCACCUGUGUCCCAAUCUCCCGAUGCGGCGUCUGAAACCAAAGGCAAAUCCUCCAAGGCACGCGCACCCGCACCUCCGUCUAAGGCCCUCGCCGCCACACCGAGCACACUAAAUAAUGAGCCAAACCCUGACCACGCCCACACUGCGCCCGAGGACAGUCGGGCUGCGUCGCACCAGGGGAGUCCGCCGAAGGAAGCUGCAUGCCGGAAGAAGGACGUGCCUCCUGUGGCGUUGCGCAGACUUCAUCCAGUCAAACCCCUCGGUCCUCUGGAGCAGCAUCCUCUCUCAGCCAUUCCAAGAGAAACCGUUGAACACGCCGGACUCCUCGGUCCAGUUCUAGAGAACACGGAGGUGAAAGAGAGCAAAGCCAAGGGACCGUACUCCAUGCUCACCAAGGAGGAACUCACCUCCCUGGUGGUAAAACAGGAGAGCCAGCUGCGGGAGAAGAACGCCAGGAUCGCUCACCUGGAGCAGUACAUCGACAACCUACUUGUGCGUGUCAUGGAGGAGAAACCCAGCAUUCUCAUGUCUCUGAAGAAGGUGGUGUAGGUGGAUUCUAAUGAAUAUCAUGCUAUGCGUUACACGUAUGUGUGAAAGAUGGAAAUUCAUACACAGACACUCUACCUUUUUCUAAAACUUAGUUACAUUCCAGGUUUAAGCAGCGCUGAUAUAUAUUUACAUGUUUAAUGACGCCAACGUUUAAAUCAACUGUCUGUCUUCAAUGUAAGAUUUGCCUUCCAGAUGUUUAAAACUAUGCAGUUACACGCCUUCUUGCACUGAUUUGUUCAAUGUUUACAUGAUGAUCUCCAGAAAAAAAGCACUUUACUUGGCUUGCAUUAUUGCUAUUUUUACACUGAUGAAGUAUUAAACUAUGCAAAACUAAAUGUCCCU